AUGAGUGAGGUAAUUGUUCCAAGAAGUUUCAGAUUAUUAGAUGAAUUGGAAAGAGGACAAAAAGGAAACGUAAGUGAAGGUGUUUCCUUCGGACUUGAAAGUGCUGAUGAUAUUACCUUGUCUAAUUGGUCAUGUACAAUAUUUGGUCAACCUGGUACCGUUUUUGAAAAUCGAAUUUAUUCCCUCACAAUUUUUUGUGAUGAUAAUUAUCCUGAUUCACCCCCAACAGUCAAAUUUGAUACCAAAAUUGAAAUGUCCUGUGUCGACAAUUGUGGAAGGGUCAUUAAAAAUAAUUUACAUAUACUUAAAAACUGGAAUAGAAAUUAUACCAUUGAAACCAUUUUAAUUUCCUUAAGACAAGAAAUGUUGUCAAGUGCUAAUAAGAGAUUACCACAACCAAAUGAAGGAGAAGUAUAUUCAAACAAUUAA
Plasmodium reichenowi is the source of this 429-nucleotide messenger RNA. Its product is annotated as ubiquitin-conjugating enzyme E2, putative. The coding region runs from base 1 to 429 and encodes 142 amino acids. The record is from RefSeq and is a predicted model, not a curated record. The transcript is spliced from 3 exons. NCBI's taxonomy places the organism in Eukaryota, Apicomplexa, Aconoidasida, Haemosporida, Plasmodiidae.